Aspergillus calidoustus is the source of this 930-nucleotide messenger RNA. NCBI's taxonomy places the organism in Eukaryota, Fungi, Ascomycota, Eurotiomycetes, Eurotiales, Aspergillaceae. The record is from the annotation of a GenBank genome assembly.
AUGCCGCCUUCGCUCGCCCGUCGCCCUAGAGUCGAGAACUCUCAGAAAAAGGUGGAUCAGCUCAUCCGCAAGUACCGCAGCGCCGAAGGCCCAAGUCCUGUGAUGCUUGAGCUUAUCAACAACCCCGAUAGCUAUAGCAUCCUCAUCAAUGCUCUCCGUCGCCAGAUCUCCCUCAUCAAAUGCCGCUCGCAUGAUUUCGAAGACUGCCAAAUCACCGUCUACGAUAAGGCUUUGCUAGUUCUUUCAGAUCAUGGCGAUCGUGUCACUGACCCUAGCGUGCUUGAAAUCUACUUAACCGAGUUUCUCGGGGUGGUGCCAAUCGCUCCACAGACGGACGGCAAGGAGGCUAUUGCAAACCACGUUGAACUGCAGAACGUUCUUGAGAGACUUCGAGCAACACAAGAGAAGAAAGAGGUCGCCCGCCCCGCCAAAGAAGACGAAUGCGACCAGAUCGCGACGCCUCCCUACAAGAGCAAUGACGAGUACGAACCCUACCUCCCUGAGAUCCAUCGUGUUGAGAAGGAAGGCUCGAAAGACGCGACAGGCCUGGACAAACGAGGGAGGCCCGACGUACGAGUGGCGAGACUCCUUGAAGUCUACCACCAAGCAAAAGAUGACUACAUCAGAAUAAAGGCAAAAGAUGGUGUUGAGAGCCUCCCCGCGGUCAAAUUCCUUCGGGACUCAGCCGAGAACACCCUCCGGUAUCUUCACGCCAAUGGGCUGUCGGAUCACCCCUGGGUUCGGGAUCUGGAAGAGAACUUCGCUAUCGCCAGGGAUAAGACGGCGCAGCUUCUGGGUGGGCGUAAACGCCACUUUGACGAUGAUCACAAGCGCAACCAUGGUGAGGAUUACAAGAGCAGAAGACGGGGUCCUAAGCCUAAGCGAGCUCGUCGCGUUGUGGACUCGUAUCGUCCUAGCCGUGUUAAGUGA